UCAGCUUAUUAGCGACCGCAAUUAGCGACGGAACCUAGUUCCGUCGCUAAACUGAUGAAUUACCGACGGCCUUGGCGACGGAUAGUAAAUCCGUCGCCAAUUCUCCAAAACACCAUGGCGGGAGCUGACCCGCCAAUUUUGCAGACUGAAAUUAGCGACGGAUUGUACUAUCCGUCGCUAAACUUCCAAUAAUAUUUGGCGGGAGCAAACCCGCCAAAUUUACAUGUUGAAAUUAGCGACGGAUUACAAAAAUCCGUCGCCAAUUUCAUGGUGCUGUUGAAACGCAUCGUUUUAGGGAUGUAUUUAGCGACGGAUUGUAAUCCGUCGCUAAAUAUAACCCUUGAAACGAUGCGUUUCAUUUUUCUUUCUCCUCCCUUACUUUUCUUUUCCCCUAAUUUUUUCUUUUCUCUACUUCCCGCCGCCGGUCACCUUCUUCCACCAUCCAAUCCUCCUUCGCCGCCGCCGGUCACCUAUCGCUGCCGCCAUCCAAUCCUCCUUCGCCGCCGCUGUUCUUAUUUCUCCGCCUCCUUAUCCGUGCCGUUGUUGCCGCCGCCCGUCGAGUUCAGACCAGCCUUUGCUGCCGCCGCCGUCCACUUUCUUCCACCUGCCGUUGCCGGUCCAGCCUCCCACCGUCGCCACCGCUGCCGCCGCCGUCGCCACCGCUGCCGCUGCCGUCUUCAGUUCCGCUGCCGGUCCAGGAUUUUGGCGCUGAUAGCCGUAGACUGUUUUCGCACUAAACCGACCGUUCUCAUAAGUCCUCUAAUUUGCGGUUCUGCUCUUCAACAAAAAUGAAUCCAGACCGCAGUUGGAUGUAUACGAGACAUGACAGAGGCUUCCUGCCGCCUGAUUUUUUCCCUAAUCUUGAAGAGUUCGUGAAUUUUGCUGUACAACAUCCCGAGUGUAUGAGUGGGGAAGAGAUAAAAUGCCCAUGUUCUAGGACAAAAUGUAGAAAUACAAAUUUUCGAGAUGUCGAAGUUGUGAAACUACAUGUCUUGCAGUCUGGGUUUGUUCCAGAUUACUAUGUCUGGAUUCACCACGGUGAGGUGAAUGUCCCUCCUGUAGUUCAGCAGCCGGCUAAUGAAUACGAUUACUAUAAUGAGGGAGGGGGAGAUUUAAACUAUGGCCAGAGAAUGGUUAUUGAUGCUGCUGGUCCCGAAGUUUUUGAGGAAGAGACCCCGAAUGACGAAGCUCGGAAGUUUUUUGAUAUGAUGAGUGCGGCAGAAGAAGAAAUAUGGCCCGGAAAUAGCAAACACUCACCCCUGUCCGCAUCUGUUGAAAUUUUGGAUAUUAAGUGUCGACAUCAGGGGUCGAUAUCUUUGAUUGAUGACACCUGCCGUUUAUUACAAGAACUGCUUCCAGAGAACAACAAAAUGCCGAAAAAUUUUGCAAAUAUCAAGAAGCUGGUGAAAGGUCUCGGGUUGCCGGUCGAGGUUAUUGAUUGCUGUUUCCACAACUGUAUGAUUUACUGGGGGGCGGACGAGGAUUUAACCCACUGUAAAGUUUGCACAUUUCCUCGGUGGAAACCUGUAACGAAAAGCAAUUCGGCCAAAAGAAGGGCUAACGUUCCGUACAAAAAAAUGUUUUAUUUCCCUUUAACUCCGAGGCUGCAAAGAUUGUACGCUUCCAAAGCCACAGCUAAACAUAUGACAUGGCACGCUGAACAUGAAAUGGAAGACGAGAAGAUGUGUCAUCCUUCUGACUCUCCGGCUUGGAAACGGUUCAGUGAGUUGCAUACAGAUUUUGCUGACGAAACAAGAAAUAUCAGGCUAGGCUUAUGUACUGACGGGUUUCAACCAUUUGGUAGUUUUGGGAAAAAUUAUUCUUCCUGGCCAGUUAUUGUGACGCCGUAUAAUCUGCCUCCUGGCAUGUGCAUGAAGGAUGAGUUUAUGUUUCUAACAAUACUUGUCCCGGGACCCGGUAAUCCAAAAAACCAUAUGGAUAUUUUCCUGCAGCCAUUAAUAGCGGAGUUGAAUCAGUUGUGGGAAUCUGGAAUCCGGACAUAUGACAUUCAAAAACGGCAGAAUUUUCAAAUGAGGGCGGCGCUUAUGUGGACAAUUAAUGACUUUCCCGCUUAUUCAAUGUUGUCCGGUUGGAGCACAUCAGGAAGAUUGGCAUGUCCGCAUUGUAUGAAAAAUACUGAGGCUUUCACGUUGCCCGAGAGUGGAAAACAAUCGUGGUUUGAUUGCCACAGAAAGUUUUUACCUACAGGUCACCAUUUCCGUCGGAAUGUUACCGAAUUCCGAAAAGGCAAACAAGUUAGACAUCAAUUUGGAGGUGUGAGGACUGGAGAUGAAGUGUUAGCAGAGGUGGACGGUUUGGGGUUUAAGAGGGCCUAUGAGAAUGAUGCUAAGGCUACGAAUGAUGAACUAUCUAAAGGCCGUGGUUGGAACCGAAAAAGUAUAUUUUGGGAUUUACCGUAUUGGAGGACAAAUGUGAUCCGGCAUAAUCUCGAUGUCAUGCAUAUUGAGAAAAAUGUAUUUGACAACGUUUUCAAUACCGUGCUCAAUGUACCUGGUAAGACGAAAGAUACGGCAAAAUCUCGGGCAGAGUUGAAUAAAAUUUGUGAUCGUCCUGGCCUGGCACAAGAUGAGGAAACUGGUAGAUAUCCAAAGGCUUUGUAUGCUUUGGACAGAGAUUUAAAAAAGAUUUUGUUAGAAUGGAUUCAAAAGUUAAAGUUUCCAGAUGGUUACGUGUCCAACUUGUCUAGGUGCGUUGAUUUAAACAGUUUAAAGAUGAUGGGCAUGAAAAGUCAUGAUUGUCAUGUCUUCAUGCAACGACUUUUGCCAAUUGCUCUUCGGGAGCUUCUUCCGGCAGAAGUGUGGGAGCCUUUAACAGAGUUGAGUAUAUUCUUCAGAGAGUUAACCGCCACAUCGCUGAAAAAGGCAGAUCUUCAGAGAUUAGAGCUUGAUAUCCCGAAGAUACUGUGCAAGUUGGAACGUAUAUUUCCGCCGAGUUUUUUUGAUUCGAUGGAACAUCUCCCCGUACACCUUCCAUACGAAGCUAUGAUGGCAGGACCUGUUCAGUAUCGUUGGAUGUAUCCGUUUGAAAGAUACCUGAGAAAACUCAAAAAUAAGGUUUCGAAUAAAGGCAGAGUGGAAGGAAGCAUUAGCAGCGGAUAUCUACUGGAGGAAACAGCAAAAUUUGCAUCUUUUUAUUUCAAGGAUGGUGAUCCGAUGGUACCAUGUCGGAUGCAAAGAAAUGAAGUUUGCGAAAUGGACGUUGAUGAUGAUUUCGACAGAUUAAAUAUUUUCAAACCAAAAGGGCGACCUGUAGGUGCUUGUCGGAACAGAUAUCUGGAUGAUGAUGAAUAUGUUGCUGCCCGAAGCUACAUCCUUUUGAAUUGCCCUGAAAUCGAACCUUACAGAGAAGUUUUUGAAGGUGAGUUGUAUGAAUUCAACCCCGAAAUUACACAGACCGAAGUUGUAGUCAAAUUGGAGAGGGAAUUCGCCUUUUGGUUCGAGCAAUAUGUGAAAGACCCAACUGUCAGUACCAAUCCCUAUAUUCUAAGUCUUGCAAAGGGACCGCUUAGAUCGGUCAAAACAUUCAAGGGGUACUGUGUGAACGGGUUUAAAUUCAAUACUGAAGAAUAUGGGGAGGAUCGGGUCACAAUGAAUAGCGGAGUCUGUGUAAAAGGAUCACUCUACGGCCCAGCUGAAAGCGACUUUUAUGGAGUGUUGACUGACAUUAUUGAGUUAGAGUAUCCAGCUCUACCAAUAAAGAGGACGGUUUUAUUUAAAUGUAAUUGGUUUGAUCCUACAAAAACGGUUGGUAUGUUAGUCCAUCCUCGGUAUAACAUAGUGGAUGUUAAUCACAGAAGGAGAUACAACAAAUAUGAACCUUUCAUUUUAGCUGAACAGUCCGACCAAGUACAUUACUUACCUUAUCCUAGCAAAAAGCGGGACAAGAAAGAUUGGUGGGCAGUAUGCAAGAUAAAAGCUCGCUCUGAGCUAGACAUGCCUGAAACAACUGUUCCAGCUUUCCAAGAUGAUAGUGCAGAACAUCCGCUCGAUGUCAUAACGAAUGACGACCCGGCAAAUUUAGUUGAUCCGAAUGGCGAGGCGGACGAGGCUGCAUUACACAACCCUCCAAUAGUAGAGACGGAAGAUGAUUAUCCACCAUCCUCAUCAGACGAUGAUGACAUUGGAGCGGAAGAUGAUAUAGAAAUUGCAUGAUUUGUUUUAAUGUUAUUUCUGUAGAAUUUUGACUUUUAUUUACGUUUGUUGAUGUAGUAACUUUAUUUUGGUAAAAAAUUAUGUGUUAUGGUUUUUAUAAUAGAUGUGAUUAUUUUUUUCUUGUCGAAUAUUGUUUUGUAAUUUGUU
Messenger RNA from Mercurialis annua (annual mercury), 4319 nucleotides. RefSeq lists its product as uncharacterized. The transcript is spliced from 7 exons. Lineage: Eukaryota; Viridiplantae; Streptophyta; Magnoliopsida; Malpighiales; Euphorbiaceae. Bases 789 to 4172 code for a protein of 1127 amino acids. The record is from RefSeq and is a predicted model, not a curated record.